GUCCGACUUGACAACUAUUCAAAUAUUACUCGAUGUAGUUCUUCACUUCAGAACAAUGGUGAUGUAAACUUGCACAAUGGUUGUAACAGAAAUGGAAAUUAAGAUUGCUGAGUUGGAAGAAAAUAUGCGAAGAAAAAGCUAUUACCAACCUAGUAAAACGGAAAAUCAAGGCAUCAUUGAUAAGGGGCAUUUGUUGAGAUCCGAAAUUCAAUUGUCAGAACUACUGGAGGCAGUUUGUGACAAAACUUCGGAAUGGACAGCUGUGGUACAUCCUAGAACCGGAAAAGGUAUUUACGCUCGUCGUGCAACAUUGAAACUGAAACAAGUACCUGAACAUCUGACCAUUCAUCAAUUUGGAGAUGCGUGCAGUGAUUUUUUGGAUGCAUACGAAGAUCGGCUAAUUAAAUUCGCACGCAGAAAACAUGAGGAACCAGUGCAUCAGUUCUGCCAUGAAACAAUAAAAGUAUGUACAGCUGUAGACGUUACACCAAUGACUGAUGAAGAGUCAGGAAAAGCGCAAAUUUUGAGUGACGAAGAGAAAGAGAAGACAGUGGAAAAAGCACUGGAUAAAUUAAGGAGAGAUGCUGAAGAAGUGGAUGAUGAACUCUGAAGUGAAAUUUAGUUUUCUUUUUUUUUGGUUUUGUUUGUAUUAUUUCUGUUUGUUCAUCCGUUUAUUUAUUUCUCAUAAACUUUAUUUCUUGCUCAGAUAUGUAUUUAUAUCCC
Molecule: messenger RNA, 723 nt
Organism: Loa loa (African eye worm)
Lineage: Eukaryota; Metazoa; Nematoda; Chromadorea; Rhabditida; Onchocercidae
Exons: 5
Coding region: 77-610 (177 amino acids)
Source: RefSeq, a predicted model, not a curated record